GGGACCAGAGCUAGGGCAAGGUUACCUCUCUGCGCACGCUCUGUAUACGAUAGGCGCAGUUCUAGCACUUUUGUGGUUGAGAAUCUGCCACGGUGUUUACCAUCACUUUGUUAACAACUCGUCAAUAAUUGCAGCAGAUACACCAUAGCAACCGGGGCGGCGGGAUCUUCUGUGUCCUGUGCAAAGUAGAGUGAGUACACGGAGGGACGUCCAACUGGGCGGCGGCGGUGUAAACCGAAGGAAGGGGUCAGUAACAAUGCCGAAAGGGGGCAGAUUGGUCUUCAAGGGGGGAGAAGUGGCUGUCUCCUCCCGAGGAAAAAAGAAAGAUAAGCUGAAACGGAAGAGGGAGCGAGCGCAGGCGAAAGCAGCCGCGGCGAGUACCAGCGAAGCCGCCGCAGCAGGUGGGGCUGCUGCUGGGGGACAGCAGGAUGAGGAGGAGGCGGAAGAGGAGAUGAGGCCGGUAUCGGGAACCGGUCGGAUCACAUCCUCCGGUACAGCGGUGCACGGACACGAAGCCAAGUUCAUGGACGAGCUGCACUCCGGCGACGCUAUUCUCAUCACACACCCCACCACGUUGCGCGAAGAAACCCGCAUCGUUAAGAUGGUUCUUAGCAACAUGUCGAUCUCCAUCAGCAGCCCUUUCAGCUCCGACCUCAUCUCCACGACAAACUUCCGCUACAUCAAGGCGCCGCGGCUGGAGGUCAGCGCCGAGACCAAGGCGGAGGAAAGAAAAAAACGGAAAGUCCAGGAGGAAGACAGCGCGUUCGGGACGUACGCGGGUGCGGGCGGCAAGCGCCUGGUGUAUCGGGAGCGAACGCCGGCGGGAAACUACCGCAUCAUCGAAACAACCGUGGAUGAAGCUAUGACUCGGGAGGAGAUGCUGGACAUGCGCGCUACGAAGAAGGCCGACAGACAUUGCAACUAGGGUGGGAUGAUGGCCGGGCCCGCUGCAGGAGGACGUAGGGGUGGAGCUGCAAGGGGGAGGUGGACUGGUGCUCCUUCUGUGCAUUAUGGAGGGGGGCACUUGCAUUGCUCCUCGUACAAACGCCUGGUGCUGGGACAGUGGUUUUGAACUUGUUUUUCCAGACAGACCGGCAUUUCAGCAUGAAAGAAUUUCGUAUAGGAUUCUGAAGACGAAAACAGUUGGCACGGUGAAGGAAAUUCCUCCGUGUGAUCUGACAUGGCCUCAUUUUUCGAAGGAGAGUGAGUGGUUGGGCAAUCCCCGCCAAAAAUCAUGGCAUGGCACGAGAGCUUGCCUACGGCGUCACCGUCUCGCACCGUGUUGUUUUGGCGCCCUCGCUGUCUUUGCCGGAUUUUUCGUGGCACGUUUGACCGAUGGCGGUUGCCGUAGGAAGCGGACAAGGACGAUUCUAACUGGUGUGAAUAACGAACUGGUCGUUGAGACGCAGGACCAAAACUA
Messenger RNA from Ectocarpus sp. CCAP 1310/34, 1420 nucleotides. The record is from the annotation of a GenBank genome assembly. Lineage: Eukaryota; Phaeophyceae; Ectocarpales; Ectocarpaceae.